Messenger RNA from Bufo bufo (common toad), 3169 nucleotides. RefSeq names its product coiled-coil domain containing 66 (gene CCDC66). Gene Ontology annotation, molecular function: microtubule binding. The transcript is spliced from 19 exons. Lineage: Eukaryota; Metazoa; Chordata; Amphibia; Anura; Bufonidae. The record is from RefSeq and is a predicted model, not a curated record. Gene Ontology annotation, cellular component: cilium; microtubule. Gene Ontology annotation, biological process: cilium assembly. The coding region runs from base 121 to 3003 and encodes 960 amino acids.
GCUGUGCCAGCAACCAACGUACACACUGGGAGUCCGGGAAGUGCUGAGCUCAGGAUGCCCGAGGGCUGAGAGUGGAGAGGAACCUGUCAGAGCGCGGCUGAAGCUGGGGAGCGGGGGGCCAUGAACCUGGGGGAUGGAUUAAUGCUUGAAACUCAGAUUUUGAAUGGCAAACCCAAGCUUAUCUUGGCUCCCUAUGGAGUACAAGAAAAGACGGCUAAGCAGGUGGGUAACAAGGGAAGGACCCAAAAAUCUACUCUGAAAGGAAAGAAUCCAGCCCAAGUCCUCCACGUGGAGAACAACCAUGCCAAGACAGAGCAGCCGGUGCUGAAAGGCAGAUCUGCCGUCGGAGGGGCGCCCCCUAGUAAACCUCCUAGUAACGUACUCAAGGAACUUGAAAACAAACAUCACGACCAGAAUGUGCAACAGACAAGGCUGGAUGCUGGGAGGGGCAAGCCUGUGCCCAAAAAGAUAUCUAACGUGCCAAAGCAGAGACUACAACAGAAGCCGCCAAUCUCUGCAGAGGAGCUAAGGGAGAGUCUAGUAUGUCUUACCCAGGAGCAAUUCCAGCAAAUUCUGAUGACCCUCAAUCAUGGUAACAAACCAGGGACAACAGACCAGACGGCUGAGCAAGGUGAGGAGAAACCGGAAACGGGGGAAAACCUUACAGAAAACGCAGCUAUUGAGGAGGAGGCCAGCAGUGGACUGGCAGAGAAAAAUGAUCUUCCCACCACAGGCCAGAUCGGUGACGGGCAAACGGUCAACUUGUUCAGCACGCUGGGAGAACGGGAGAGAGACAAGAGUCUCCAGGAAGCAAAGAAAGCCCAGUGGAGGCGAGAGCUAGAUGAACAAGUGGCUUUAAAGAAGAAGUUGAAGGAAUCGGAAAAGGAUGGAAUUAAUCUCAGGACUCGGGAAGCUUAUGGCAGAGACUCUGUCUCAGAGAGGGCAGUCUCUUCUGAUCUGCCAAAAAAUACGCCGUUUUAUGAUUACAGCACCCCAGACCAAGAAGAUCCCAUGCUGAAGACAUCCACGGGUACAGAAACUAGUGAAUCAUCACCAUUUGGAAGGGCUUCAAGCUUUAGCUCCCCUGAGCUUCCUGCUGCUAUCCGUACUGCAUUUGUUUUAGGGGAAGCAGCUCCACUGGACCAUCCUUUUAGUGCUGUAAAACGUCAACAGCAGAAGAGAUGGUUGGAGGAACUCAACAAGCAAAGAGAGGAAGCUGCCCAGCGGAAAAUGGAAGAAAAGCAAAAGCUUCAGGAGGAGAGUGUUCAACAGGAUCACUGGGCAAUGCAUUUUGAUUCGUUUAAGAAACCAAGUCCCGUCUCUCAGAAUACAGUAACAUUUCAGCAAUUUGAAAAUUCUCGCGCAACACCAGAUCCAGUGGGCGGCACGCCAUCUCCUUCUGCAAGUUAUCGGCAACAGGAACAGAUAGAAACUCUGAAAUCAACCGAGGAAGAACAUUUUCAAAGCCAGAAGACUGGGUUCCUACGUACUAUGACCUCUCUAUUAGACCCAGUCCAGAUUGAAGAAAGGGAUCGUAAAAGAUUGAAGCAGCUGGAACAUCAGAAAGCAAUAGCGGCUCAAGUAGAAGAAAAGCGCAGGAGAAAGCAGCUGGAAGAAGAGCAAAAACAACAGGAAGAACAGGAGGAGGAGAGGCGACUGGCGAGGGAACAGGAACAGAUGAGACAGCAGUAUGAGGCAGACUCUCUUAAACAGAAACAAAAAGAAGAAGUUCUUGACCUGAAGACAAGAGAAUUGUACCACAGUAUGCAGAAGGCCCAAGAAGAAGCACAGCGGUUAAAGCUGGAGCAGCGGAUGCGUCACUUACAGCAAAAAGGACAUGACAUAUCUAAUCUACAGAAAAAUAUAGAAGGUGACACAGUGCAUCCAGAGACCAGCAGGGCUGCAGGCCGCACCAAUGAUGUCAGGUCAGAUGACACAAACAGUAUUAGAAGUCAAAGCGCUUUAACAUUGACCUCACCUAGGAAGGACACUGCUGUUCAGACAGAUGACUUGAAUUUUUUGAUGAAGGCAGAUCCCAUAUCCUUUCGCAAGGAGGUGACGUGGAGACAUGAACACAAUGCCUCUCCUGAUAUUCCCAUAGAGUUAAAAGACCAACAGCGCAAAGCUGAAGUACAAACAAAGAAGUCCCAUGUCCAGAGAGACAGAAAUGACUCCAGCAAAGAAAACACUAAUGCCUACAAUGAUGUUUACGAUCAGUUUGCAAGAACAGAAAAGCAGAGUAAAGAUCACGGACGUAAACCAGACUGGAAUAAAAACAGACCUCAGAAGAAAUACAUCCCAGCCUCCGAGCGGUACCCCCGGGGGCUUCAGAAGCAAAGGGAGGAGAACAAAACACGGAGGCAGAUAGAGUUGCUGCAUUUAGUGGAAAAAAAUUCUUCUAAUAAUUUGUACUUAAGAAAAGGGAAUUCCCCCGAAAAGUCUCCAGUUCCUCGAGAAGAAGCCAAGAUCUCUCCACAUCACGAAGACAUAAAAACUACACAGGAUGCCAAAAAGCAGGAAGACAGAGUGCAGAAAACCGAAUCAAAUUUCAAGAGGUCAGACUCUCCACCAGUUCCUGCAGUGAAGAACAGAUUACAUCAGGCUCAGAAGAGAUCCACUGUUACCCCUGUUCCUGCAAUUUACAAUGGUAAUGCUGUGUCCAUCCAAAGGCAUGUCACCCCGGACCUUGAGAAGUUGGAAUCUGACCGACCACCAUCUUCACAAUUUGUUCCAUAUGUGCGGACGAAAGAGAUUUACUAUCUGGAUCCUAAUGCUCCUAUGUCCAGACCCUCAACACAUGAGCCCCAGCAUAAUCCAUCAGGCAAAGACCAGGAAUCUCGGCAAAUAUUCAACUCUAAUCAUGCAAAAGACCCUUUAUUGAAUCCUAAUGUUGUCAGAAAUAAGGACCGACAACAGGCAAUACUGAGGGGACUGUCAGAAUUACGAAAGGGUUUGCUUCAGAAACAAAGGGAACUGGAGACCGGGUUGAUGCCAGAUGUUUAAAAUGUUGGAGUAGACUUGUGUCCCAAUACGUGUUAUAACCUUGGCCUGUGUGUGUUUGACUCAUUAUUAUGUUAACUAGAUGCACUGUAACAUGAUCAAUGUGAAUUAUGUGUUUGCUGCUGUUUUGUGUAUUUAUCAAACCUCUCAUAGGAGUGUUUGUCAAUUU